AAGCAUAUGUUCGGGCGCUUCGCAGCGAUUGGCAAAUAAUUGUUGAAUACACGUGCGAUUGGUUUUACUUGCAGUUGGUUUUAUUUUAAUGGUUAAACUGUGCUAAUUUCCUACUAAAAACAUGCCGGCAGCAGUGGCUACAGGUGUGCAGAUAAACGGGCCAUUGAAGAACAAGAAAAUUGUGUUCGACGAUGCAGGAGAGGCCGUGGCAAAGCCAAACAAAAAGGAGCGCCCACAGAAACCAAAAAAGCAGCACCAGGCACAACAACCCAAUGGCCAGGCGAAGAAACCCCAAAGAAUUACCUUUGACGAUGACGGCGAAGUCGAGGAGCGGAAACCUUGGCAGAAAAACCAUCAAAAGGAGCACGGGCAUGGCUUCCAAGGUGGUAAGAAACCCCAGAAAAUAAAGUUCGGCGAUGACGGCGAAGUCGAGGAGCAGCAACCGUGGAAGAAAAACCACCAAAAGGAAAACGGCUUCGAAAAUACCAAGAAACCCCAGAAAAUAAAGUUUGGUGAUGACGGCGAAGCGGCUGAUAAGACUAAGAAGCCGCAGCGUAUAAAGUUUGAUGAAGAUGGAGCUGAGAAGGAGGCCUCCGACUCCGAAGAAGACAGUGAGGGCGAGCUAGAAAAGCAGGCCAGCUUCAUGAAGCGCAGCAAACACCAGUCGCAGGCUGACGAGGAGGAGGAGUCUCAAAAGAAGUGGUACCAAGUGCAUCCGGACUACCCCAGCAGCGAGGAGGUGCUGGACAUGAAGGACAACGAGCAGCUGGAGUUGUUCAAUCUCUGCAAGAAUGCCUUCGAGGCGGAUAAGACGACAUUUAACAGGCGCAAUCCCUCGGAUGUCCGCUGGCUGCAAACGGCCCUCCACAAGGGCACAGCCAAAGAUCGAGCCAAUUCCGGGGCCCUGCUGGUGACCAGCAAUCCCCUGGGCAACCUGGAAGCCUUGUCCACUCUAAUAAGCUUCUGCAAGAUAUCCAACAAGGCCAGCAACGAUGUGAUCGCUGUACUCACAGACCUGUGGCAGGAGGUGCUCUUGCCGCCCAACAGGAAGCUGCUCUCGAUACACACACGCGGAGCAGACUGGAAGAAGCUGCGGAAGGACGUUACUCUGCGCGAGCAGCAGCAGCGUCGCAUCUAUUCGUAUUGGUACUUUGAGAACGAGCUGAAAGACCAGUACCAUGAGUUCCUCAAGAAUGUGAUGCAGGGUCUGCAGACGGGACAGGAGCACAACAAGAAUGCUUCGAUCGUGGCCGCGGCACGACUCCUCUCGUAUGCCCCAGAGAAGGAACAAAUGCUGCUCACGAUGCUGGUGAACAAGCUGGGUGAUCCCAUUGCCAAGAUAGCCUCCAAGGCGCUGCAUCACCUCAGCGAUGUGGCCCAACGCCACCCAAACAUGUGUGGCGUCAUCGUGGCCGAGGCGGAGAAACUGCUUUUCCGCAACAAUAUCUCGGAGCGGGCACAGCACUUUGCCCUCUGUUUUCUGUCCAGCAUCGCGCCAUCCGGACGUCCGGAGGUGUGCACCAAGUUGGUCAACAUCUGCUUUGCCCUGUUCAAAGUCCUCGUCCAGAAGGGAGCCGUCAACAACCGCACCAUGCAGGCCAUUUUGAGGUGCCUGCAAAAGGCCAUUGCGGAGGCCCAGCCUGCGAAGGGCAGCGAUGGGGAGCUGCUCAACAAGGAGAUGCAGGACACCAUCUACCGACUCGUUCACUUGGCCGACAUACGCGUCUCAGUGCAGACCCUUGGCCUCCUGCUGCAGCUGGUCACAGUUAAAACGGAGAAAUCGGAUCGAUUCUACAAUGCGCUGUACGUAAAGCUACUGGACCUGAACCUCAUCAAUGUGGGCGGCAAGACGGCGGCACAGCUCCUCCACAUUGUCCACCGUGCCAUCCACAUAGACAGCCAUGUGGCGAGGGCCCAGGCCUUUGUGAAGCGUCUCCUCCAGGUGACACUCUACGCACCUCCACAAAUUGCCGCCGGCUGUCUGAUUGUCCUGCACAAGCUGUUGCGCAUGCGCCAGGAGCUCAUCGGAGGCAUUGGAGCCACCGAUGAAGUGAGCUCUCUAAAGACAGUCCUGCCAGAGGAUGGAGACCUGGACAGGUUUGGCAGCGAUGCCGAAGAUGAAGUCAAGGUAGAAGCAGACGAGCUACAGCCAGAGAUAAAGACGGAAGCUGUCAAGUCGAAGGUGGUCAAUAUCGAUUCCUGCAAAUACGAUCCGUAUCAUCGUGUGCCCGCUUUUGCGGGAGCAGCCUACACUCUGCGCCAUGAGCUGCUGCUUCUGCGUCAGCACUACCAUCCCACGGUCCAGGUCUUUGCCGAACAGAUCCUCGAGCAGAAACGCAUCGAUUACUAUGGGGAUCCUCUGCGAGAUUUCGGACUGCCGCAUUUCCUAGAGCGUUUCGCCUUCAAAAAUCCCAAGAAGCUGGAUGCGCCCCAGGCGGAGAGCGCCGCUGUGGCCCACAAGCGCUAUAUGGCGCAAGGAGGCCGCGGCAAGCCAGUCAAGUCGCUGACGAAGGCCAACUGCACGGAGGACGAGAUGUUUAUUCUCAACUUCUUGGAGCACAAGCGCAGGCAGGCGGAGAUUGUGGCCCAGAGCAAGAAGCAGAGGGAGGUAAAGAAGGAUGAGGACGAUGAUGGAGAGCAGGGCGAUGAGUACCUGAAGGAGGGCGAGGUGGAUGACGACGAGUUCGAGGCGUAUCUGGAUGGGUAUUUUGGCAAGAAGUUCAAAGAUGGCGCCGCUGCCGAGGAGGAUGAGAAUGAGCUGAACUUCCUUGAGGAGCUCGGCGGCGAGAUGCAGUCUGAGAAGUCCAAGAAGAAGGACAAGAAGAAGAAGCAGGGGGCCGAUAAGCACGAGGAGGAUAUGGACGAGAUCGACGAUGACUGGGGCGAUGAUAAUCUGGGUGAAGACGAUGAAGAUGACGAAGUGUCGGGCGCUGGCGGAGAUCAGUCCGACGAUGAGACUGGCUCGAUUGACUUGCAGCCCCUGGACGAUGAUGAUGAUGACGACGACGAUGCGGGUUCAAUUUCUGAAGGCGACCAAGCCUCCGAUGCAGAGGAUGACAGCGAUUCCAGCGACGCUCCCGAGAGCCCAGACGAUGAUGACGACGACGAUGAGGAUUCGCCGCCCAAGUCGAAGAAAUCCCGCAAGGAGGAAGUCAAUAUGGUGGAUGGACGCAGCUUCGCCAAGACCCUCAAACAGAGCCACGAUAUGUCCUCGCUGUUUGCAGCUGCGGAUGAGUUCUCGUCAUUGAUGGAGGAAACGGCCAAGGUCAAGGGACAGGGCACCAGCAACGCCGUCUUCAACAAGGACAAAUCCUCCGACAAGCAAAUCAAAUGGGAGGAGAACCGCCGCUCCAAUAGCAAAACCUACACAGGCAAGAGGUUUUCCGGCAAACCAGCGGCCAAAGGAGGCAAGCCACAGAAACCAGGCAAGAAGCGGAAGCAUUAGCUGCACAAAAUACAGCUCCGAGGAGAUUACAAAAAACCUACCAACUGCAGCAAUAAAUAUUUUUUUUGCAUUUUGUAUAAGUUGA
Messenger RNA from Drosophila pseudoobscura, 3530 nucleotides. RefSeq names its product Nucleolar complex protein 1 (gene Noc1). Gene Ontology annotation, cellular component: nucleus. The transcript has 5 exons. Bases 122 to 3445 code for a protein of 1107 amino acids. The record is from RefSeq and is a predicted model, not a curated record. Lineage: Eukaryota; Metazoa; Arthropoda; Insecta; Diptera; Drosophilidae.